CAUUAUGUUUCUUUCUGCUUCCUUUACACCACCAGGUGUUGUUAAUUGGCUCCAACUGAGGAGAAUCAGUGGUAAUACACUUUAAGUUAAGGUUGUAUUUUUUUAAGCGUAAACCUUAAAAUAAAUAAAUACAUAAUUAAACUUGUUAUAAGACUUCAGGGCAUGGUUUACCUCCCACUGUUUCUCAUGCUGCCGUUGUGGUCCUCCACUAAUGGUGGAGCAGUAAACCGAACAACCCAGGUGAUGAGAAAAGUUUCCCGGAGAGAAACACCGACUCUUCCGCCGCCGUACCUGCACCUCCCCGUGUUCGUGGACUCAAGGCUGCCGCUGGUGGAGAAGGAGCACUUCUCUCCCGCCAGAGGAACCGGACAGGAGCCGUUACCUGCGUCCGUCCGGGAGCUCCUACUCCCGGUUCGGCCGAAUACCAGUCCGCCCGGCGCUUCGGGUGUUUCCGUGAAGACUUCAUGUCAGCUGCAAAAGAUGCAGGUGCAGGUGCCGAGGAGCAUUUUGGGCACAGGUGAACUACACUCUCAGGUCAAACUGGGCACAUGCAAGGCCAGUAAAUCUACAAAAGAUGACCUGUAUUUUGAAUAUGACCUCGGCAUGUGUGGAACCAAACGCACGAUAAAUAAUAACCAGGUGGCCUAUUCAAACACACUACAGUAUGACCUGCCAAGACUCCAAGGACCAAUCAGGCGAGCUGUGCCCUUCACCCUGCCUGUUGCAUGUUAUUAUAACAGGUACCAAUACUCCUACAAAAUUGGCUACACACCAAAGAUACAGAUGCGCAAGAUCUUCAAACCAAUGAAGAACAGAGUAAAGUUCAUUCUGACUCCACGAAAUGCUCAGUGGGAACGGCUUUCUCCAUCAGAUCAGUAUGUUUUAGGGAACCCCAUGUACUUUGAGGCAGAGGCCCCCUCCAUGUCCCAAGACAAAAGACUGUACGUCCACUUGUGUUACGCGACACCCAAUAAGUCCCAUACCUCCAAGCCUCAGUUUCCAGUCAUAAACAACUUUGGGUGUAUGGUUGAAAGCAAGGACAGACGCUCCAGAUUCAUCUCACACAAAACCACUUCUGUGAGAUUCUCUGUGGAUGCCUUCUUGUUCAAAGGAAUGACAGGCCAGCAGCUCUACAUGCACUGCAGCAUGUCUGUGGGCGGUUCUGCCCCAACAACUACAGCUAAGUCCUGCAACUACGACACAAAAGCAAGAAGAUGGGUUGAGCUGUAUGGAUCAGACUCGGUGUGCACCUGCUGUGACUCCGACUGCAGCUCUGCUGUGUCCACAGUGACCAAAAUAAUCAGCAGCAGGUCAUGGACAAUAGAGCCCAAAGUGAAACCUACCACAACCCCAAAGAGGAAGACGGUUUCCACCACCACAACAACAACAAUAGCAGCAGCAGCACAACCAGAGACUACCAGAGAGGUGACCAAAAGGAGGACCACUUCAGACGUGAAAAAGGCGAGCACGGUGAAGGAGUUGGAGUGGCCAUUCGGAGCUGGAGGACUGACAUGGGUUGAGGUGGAAGGUGAAGAGAAGCAGGUGAAGGGCUUUGCUGUUGUGGAUGAGGAGGAAAAGGUCACAAAAACAAUAACAACAACAAUAGCAGCAGCACCACAGCCCGAGACUACCAAAGAGGUGACCGAAAGGAGGACGACUUUACAACUUGAAGAGACAGCAGUGACUCCAGUGGGCAAAGCAGCGAGCCCAGUGAAGGAGUUGGAGUGGCUGUUUGGAGCUGGAGGACUGACAUGGGUUGAGGAGGAAGGUGAGGAGAAGCAGGUGAAGGGCUUUGCUGUUGUGGAGGAGAAAAAGGUCACAGAACCUCGAACAGUAUUUGAAGAUAUCUUUGAUUUUGACAAAUAAAGCUAAAUUUGUCCAGU
Messenger RNA from Morone saxatilis (striped sea-bass), 1883 nucleotides. RefSeq names its product zona pellucida glycoprotein 3d tandem duplicate 2 (gene zp3d.2). The record is from RefSeq and is a predicted model, not a curated record. Gene Ontology annotation, cellular component: extracellular matrix. The transcript is spliced from 8 exons. The coding region runs from base 163 to 1866 and encodes 567 amino acids. Gene Ontology annotation, molecular function: acrosin binding. NCBI's taxonomy places the organism in Eukaryota, Metazoa, Chordata, Actinopteri, Moronidae. Gene Ontology annotation, biological process: egg coat formation; binding of sperm to zona pellucida; positive regulation of acrosome reaction.